AACAGAGACACACAGACACAUUCGACGCGGGGACGGACGCCCGAGCGCACGCGCGAAUCGCCGUGGACCUCGCCGGGGGCGGCGACGAGCUUGGAUCCCGGUGAUCUAGUCGCCGGAGGCGGCCCCCAUGGCCCGCCGGUCGUCUUCCUCGUCGUCGGGGGCGUGGCGGUACCUGAACCCCGCCUACUACCUCAAGCGGCCCAAGCGCCUCGCGCUCCUCUUCUUCGUCUUCGUCGCGGCCACCUUCGCCUUCUGGGACCGCCAGUCGCUCGUCAGCGAGUAUGAGGCUGAGAUUUCUCGAUUAGAAGAUGAUAUAAAUCGGUUGCAUGACCAGCUAAGAAAGGCUGGAGUUCAUCUGGACGAAAACCCAAUCAGUAACAAAAAUUCCAGAAAGGAUCUCGUAGAAAUUGAUCCUGUCAAUAAUGAAAGGAGGGAAAAAGUUAAAGAGGCAAUGCUCCAUGCUUGGAAUUCCUACGUAAAGUAUGCCUGGGGAAUGGACGAGCUUCAGCCACAAUCAAAGAAUGGUAUCAAUAGCUUUGGUGGUCUCGGAGCAACCCUUGUCGAUUCACUUGAUACACUGUAUAUAAUGGGCCUGAAAGAUGAAUUUCAGAAAGCUAGAGACUGGGUGGCGGAGUCAUUAGACUUUGACAAGGAUUAUGAUGCAAGUGUUUUUGAAACGACCAUAAGGGUUGUUGGAGGUCUCCUUAGUGCAUACGAUCUGUCUGGUGAUAAAGUAUUUCUCGAUAAGGCUAAAGAUAUUACAGAUCGACUGUUACCUGCUUGGGAUACAACAUCCGGCAUCCCCUAUAAUAGAAUAAACCUAGCUCAUGGACGAGCUCAUAAUCCUGGAUGGACCAACGGUGAUAGUAUCCUUGCAGACUCUGGUACUGAGCAACUUGAAUUUAUAGCUCUGUCACAGAGGACCGGAGAUCCCAAGUACCAGCAAAAGGCAGAGAAUGUCGUCAGACAGCUUCAAAAGAUAUAUCCUAGUGAUGGUUUGCUUCCUAUUUACAUAAAUCCGCAUUCUGGGACUGCUUCAUACUCAACUAUCACAUUUGGUGCUAUGGGAGAUAGCUUCUACGAAUACUUGCUCAAGGUCUGGAUCCAGGGAAAUAAAACUGAGCAUGUAAAACAUUACAGACAAAUGUGGGAGACAUCAAUGGAAGGUCUAGUAAGUUUAACCAAGAAAACUACACCAUCUAAUUACUACUACAUUUGUGAAAAGAAUGGUGGCUCAUUAUCUGACAAGAUGGAUGAACUCGCUUGCUUUGCUCCUGGUAUGCUGGCAUUAGGAGCCUCUGGUUAUGAAAGUCCAGAAAAAUCUGAGGAAAUUAUGAACCUUGCAAAAGAGCUUGCUAGGACCUGCUAUAAUUUCUACCAAACCACUCCCACGAAGUUGGCUGGAGAGAACUAUUUUUUCCAUUCUGGACAGGAUAUGAGUGUGGGCACAUCAUGGAACAUCCUGAGACCAGAGACUGUUGAAUCACUUAUGUACCUAUGGCGCUUAACGGGGAAUAAAACAUACCAAGAUUGGGGGUGGAACAUUUUCCAGGCAUUUGAAAAGAACUCCCGCAUAGAAUCUGGUUAUGUGGGACUGAGAGAUGUGAACACUGGUGAAAAGGACAACAUGAUGCAGAGCUUCUUCCUGGCAGAGACCCUCAAGUACCUCUACCUGCUUUUCUCCCCACCAUCGGUCAUAUCCUUCGACGAGUGGGUUUUCAAUACUGAAGCGCACCCGUUGAGAAUUGUUCCGAUACAUGAUAACAAAGGCAUUGGAACACCGGUGCGGCCAUUUGGAAGGAAACAGGGAAAACCUGAGUAAGUUUGGAUAUAGAGCAGUGGAUUUUUUUAAUCCGCCGUCUGAUUUUGACCUGCAUGGUGAAGAUGUUCUGACACGAGGGGAUUUUCUGCCUGAAGCAGUAAGGGUUAUAAAUCACGGCGAUAGGCUGUUUAGAGCAAAAAUUAUAGGUAGAGCAUGAUGCUAUAUGCGGGGCAAUGACCUCCGGGGUAUGCUAGGAGGUCCCUAGCCACAUAGAAGCUUUCAUCUUUGGACUUGUUUAUGCGCACCGAGCCGCGUUGUUUAUGUGUAACAUACAUCUAACUCAUUGUCCAUAUGUUGUUGGCUGCCUAGGGCUGCUGUGGGCUGUAUUUUUCAUUAUUUUCCCUGAGUUACCUUUUUCAGAUAUGAUUUAUAAAAUGUUGUAUGUAAUUUUCCUUCAGAGC
Molecule: messenger RNA, 2223 nt
Organism: Setaria italica (foxtail millet)
Lineage: Eukaryota; Viridiplantae; Streptophyta; Magnoliopsida; Poales; Poaceae
Product: mannosyl-oligosaccharide 1,2-alpha-mannosidase MNS1
Exons: 14
Coding region: 128-1822 (564 amino acids)
Biological process (GO): carbohydrate metabolic process; N-glycan processing
Cellular component (GO): endoplasmic reticulum; Golgi membrane
Molecular function (GO): calcium ion binding; mannosyl-oligosaccharide 1,2-alpha-mannosidase activity
Source: RefSeq, a predicted model, not a curated record